AUGCUGCGACCGGCGACGCCCUUGACAGUCCUGCUUGGCCUCGCCUUUGCUUUGCUGCUCCUCUCGGUGCUGUCAGCCCCCAUCAUCUCGGCCAUUCCCCUCGGUAGCUUUGAAGAUGUUCAGUUUGGAGUUUUUGGUUUCUGCCGGUCCUCGGGCUGCAGCAGCGUUGGCAUCGGUUAUGACAUUGGCAGCGUGAUUCCCAACCAAAAGAAUUCGGCCUUUGAUCUGCCUAGUGGUGUUCGCCAUACGCUCUCCUCCAUCUUGAUUCUUCACCCUGUGGCCGCAUUCCUUACGCUGGUCAUGCUUUUCAUGGCCAUUGCUGCUCACUUCCGCGCUGCCUCUCAUUCGUCGAGGUAUCUGCUCUUCUUCUUCAUUUUUAAUUUCAUCACCCUUCUCGUCUGCAUUGCCGCUUUCGUCAUCGAUGUCUUACUCUUCAUUCCUCACAUGGCGUGGGGCACCUACAUUGUCCUCGCUGGAACUAUCUUGGUCUUCCUGAGUGCCCUAGUCUCUUGCGCUAUGCGACGUACUCUGGUAAGCAGAAAAGACCGAAAGAGGAGGAUUGCGGAGAAUGCAGAGAUGAGUGGUGAAAACUACUACAAUCGGGAGAACCAGGUGCCAAAAACCGACUUCACCAUGACCACCCAGCCCACGGUGCCAACCGUUAGCGGUGGAAGCGGCACCCAAGACACUUUGCCUGCAUUCGCCACAUACGAGACUCCGAGAGACGACCAGCAGAGCGAGGAACGCAUUCCUCUGACGCAGCGAACCACGUCUGAGAGGUCAUCCAAUGGAAGGCAGCCCGCGGCCGUCGAUAUGGCCGCCGUUGCAAGCAGCGAAAUCAGCGGUGGCUAUGGCGCAGGCGGAUUACAGCGAUCGGCAACGCAGGAUUCGUACACUAAUUAUGGCAACAUGCCUCCCAACGCCUACGGAGCGGCUGGCCAGCCGUAUGAUGGCCGCCGGGGGCCCACCAGACGAGAAACUGACCCCGUGAACGGCUACGGCGGUGGCCGUGGGGGCUACGGAGCUCCUAUGAGAGGACGAGGAGGCUAUGGCCCUGCCGGUCGAGGUGGAUACGGACCGCGCGGUGGACGAGGAGGAUACGGACCGCCAUCUCGUGCCGGCUAUGGCGGUGGCCCUUACUACAACGGAGGCGGAGCACGUAGUCCGCCACCAAUGAAUUAUUCUUCUGACGAUGUGGGUGGCCAGUACAGCAACAGACGGCAGCCUCCACCGCGGCAAGGAUUUGCUGACGGUCGGGGAACACCUUAUGGCGGUGCGCAGCAGCCACCACAAUCAGACGCUGCCAUAAACUAUGGUGCACCGAGUGGUACUGCUAGCAACAGCGGAAGCAACAGCGGCAGCAACAGAUAUGUGCCGUACCGCCCAGAUCUCGACUUGCCUAGGGCAGAAUCACCUCCGCCGCUACCAGAAGCCACCGAGUCUGCUGUUUCAUCAGUUGGGCAGGCCAUAGAGAUGGACGCGACGCCGGCUGCCGGGGCAAGCAACAAUGCUGGCCAGUAUGGCAACAUCACGGAUAGCGAUCCAGAUGUUGUCGGAAUGGUUCAUCUCCAGCAAGACCAGCCGCCUUCAUCUGCGCGGAGAGAGACGUUUGCCAGUGACGGGAGCAAGUAUUCCCAAGAUGAGCAAUACGUCCCAUCUCGUGCCCAGUGGAACCAAGAAGGGGGAAGAAAUUCCCCUCUUGUAGCGCCUCUAGCGAACGCGCAGCGCAACCCUACGCCUGAUCAUUCUAGAAGCCCUGCACCAUCGGCAACUGGUAUCAAGGACAAGGGAACCUAUUAUGAAGAUGUCGACCCUCGCUUUGACCAGAGACCUCAUACACCGCCGCCACGCCAAACACCGCCGCCGCUUCAUAUCCAAGAAGUUGGCUACGACGACAUGCGAGGUGGUCCUGAUGGGACUCGUAGCCCUGCUGAGUCGGAGCACUCCAACUUUACAUCCAUCUCGCAGCGUGGUAUCAACCCUCAGUGGAGCCCACAGCCUCCAAUGCCCCAACGCCGACCAGUACAGCAGCGUCAUGACAUGAUUCUGGACAAUCCCGACUUUAGACUUCCCGGGGGUCGAUCGACUGCAGCGGGAAAGCGAAGAAUACCGGGGAUGAUUCCUGAGAGCGCGUAUCCGAAUCCGAAUCGCCCAAUGUAG
This is a messenger RNA of Trichoderma harzianum CBS 226.95, 2160 nucleotides long. RefSeq lists its product as hypothetical. Gene Ontology annotation, cellular component: plasma membrane; cell division site; growing cell tip. Lineage: Eukaryota; Fungi; Ascomycota; Sordariomycetes; Hypocreales; Hypocreaceae. The transcript is spliced from 3 exons. The record is from RefSeq and is a predicted model, not a curated record. The coding region runs from base 1 to 2160 and encodes 719 amino acids.